AUGCCCAUCUUCCAGGACGAUAUCGAACAUGUACCGCCAGCCUCCAGCCCAUCCGGGUCCAUAAGCAUCGAGCCAGCAGGAUCGAGGAGUCGUCGCUUUUCCGAAGAAAGCCUACGCCUCGAACUAUGUGAAGGGCCAAUUCCCGAUAGCCCUGAGGCUCGCCCGUCGAUACCCAAGAGCGAUGAGGAGACCAGGAUAUCUGAUAGAGCCGAGCUGAUUCAGAGGUUGAAACGGGGAGAGAGCCCAACUUGGGUUCCCAACAGACAUCUCGAAACAAUCCUCCAACACGAUAAAUCGAACAGUCAAGAGGACCAGACGCAGGCGUCUCCCGAAUCCCCGAGUCUCCUACCACCAGCACCAAUUACACCAGAGAAGAAUAAGUCGCCAGAGUCAGUCGACGAGAGAUUGCGAGAUGGACUUGGCAUUGAACGGCCGAGGUCGGCCUUACACAGCGGCGAUUUCACGAGUGACGGCUCAGCAUCCGAGAGUGGACAGCUCAGUGACUCGGGAAGGGAUAACAGCGAGGAACGGGUGCCGCCUCAGCAUACCUGGUUUUCAACAACGCCGCCGAGAGGCUUUACACCAUUUUCAUAUGGCGCCAGAGCCCAGCUGAUAGAAAGCAAUACCAUCGAUGGUUUCAAAUCUGACCCAUCGUUACUGUCGACGUCGCUGUCUAGCUUCGUGUACCAGCCGCCGACCAGUCCUCUCGCACAGUCUGAGACGAAUGAAGACAUUGACUUGGCCGUGCCGUCGGAAUUUCCAUCCACUACAUUUAACACCACAAGGCGACAUACUCUCACCUCUAGCCAUGCUACACCAUUCUUCUCACCUUCCCCUUCAAGGUCCCGGCUACAAUCUCGCUUUUCAUCGCGGCAGGGUGCCUUGCCAUAUCAAGCUCACCAGCCUCGCCGCUCGUUAACAUCCGCUCCCACUUUUCUCCAAGGCCAUCAUCAUCAUCAUUUCCUCACUACUCAGACGCCAGCAUUUCUGCGCUCGCGACGACAAUCUUUCGGCUCGGAUGCCACUUCGCCAAUCCAACAUGCUUCCAUGGUCGGAUCCUACGAAGAAAGCAUUCUGCGCGGCCGCAUGUCGACAACACCAUCGCAACCAUUCGAAUUCUUGGCCCAGAUUGGCGUCUUGGGGAAAGGUAACUGCAAGCCGAGUCUUCGAUGCCCACGGCAUGUGACGCUCCCUUUUCCCGCCGUGUACUAUAGAUACAGUAGCACUCCGCAGGGAGCAUCGCCUCUCGAAGACGGCCCCAGCCCGUAUGUUGGCCUGGUUGACUUGGAGAACGGCCUUUCUAAUCCAGAGGAGGAGUCGAGGUCGCGGAAGAAGGCCCAGAGUCGGUAUAGUGACAGAAAGCAGCAGGCCAGCAACGAAACCGCCAGGGUGGAUGGUGAAGGCGUUGAAGUAGAUCGGGAACGAUCCAAGGCUACCGGGCUCAGGCGCCCGUCGGGGUCUGCGAGAGCACCUCCGGGAGGAAGCUAUAGAAUCCCUGAAACUGGCCAAAUCCAGAUCAUUAUCAAGAAUCAAAACAAAACAGCUGUCAAACUCUUUCUCGUGCCCUAUGACUUGACUGGCAUGACGCCAGGGACGAAAACUUUCAUCCGCCAGCGCAGUUAUUCUGCUGGCCCUAUAAUCGAUAAUGUGCCCAACAUGCCCAAGGCGGACAUGGACCGUCCCAUCCUCAGAUAUCUCAUUCAUUUGCACAUCUGCUCUCCUAGCAAGGGGCGCUUCUACUUGUACAAAAGCAUUCGCAUCGUUUUUGCAAACCGGGUGCCCGAUGGGAAAGAAAAGCUACGCAACGAAACUACGCUGCCUGAACCGCGGUUCUCGCCAUACAAGCCCAUCAGGGCAAUGAACCAUGCGUUUCCGAGCCACGGCAGCAGUGCGGGAGCCAGGCUGGCCAGCGAGAAGGCUCUGCGGCGACGCAGUCUGGGCAUCUUCGUGGGUAGCAAGACGCCGACGUUUGACAGCAUGGAUGGCAUUGCGUCCUCGCCUGACCAGAUGACCAUGAUGGCCCCGUCGCACAGCUUUGGUCGCGGCAGUGCCACUCCCGUAGAUUCGGUAUCACCACUCCAUCCACAGUCAGAUGCCACAGACGGCGGCGGCAAUGAUGAUGAUGAUAUUGGUAUCACUACGGGACUCGGCCCACCAGGCGCUUUGUCUUCACAGGCCAACGGUGGCCUGUCCUCUCGAGGUCCUCAUGAUGCUGGCAUUUGGGGCCCAGCGCAGUACGAAAAACUCGACAAAGACGAUGCUCGUUAUGGUGGAAAUUCCUUUUAUCGCAUAACAGCUAGCGAUUCCUCCGGGAACGCUCCUGAAAGCCUGCUCUCUCAGCGUUUGCGUGGCUUGGGCGUUAAGCCU
Messenger RNA from Trichoderma atroviride IMI 206040, 2367 nucleotides. RefSeq lists its product as uncharacterized. NCBI's taxonomy places the organism in Eukaryota, Fungi, Ascomycota, Sordariomycetes, Hypocreales, Hypocreaceae. The record is from RefSeq and is a predicted model, not a curated record.